GGGGUCCUCGCUUGCGGAGGAUGUGGGGCGGCGGUCGGCUGGCGGGUUCUGGUGGCGGGGCGGCCGUGACCGUGGCCUUCACCAACACGCGCGACUGCUUCCUUCACUUGCCGCGGCGCCUAGUCGCCCAGCUGCACUUGCUCCAGAAUCAAGCUAUAGAAGUAGCCUGGGGUCACCAGCCUGCAUUCUUGAGCUGGGUGGAAAGCAGACAUUUUAGUGAUGAAGGUGAAAAUGUGGCUGAAAUUAACAGACAAGUUGGUCAGAAACUUGGACUCUCAAAUGGGGAACAGGUGUUUCUCAAGCCUUGUCCCCAUGUGGUGUCUUGCCAGCAAGUUGAGGUGGAACCCCUGUCAGCAGAUGAUUGGGAGAUACUGGAGCUGCAUGCUGCUUCCCUUGAACAGCACCUUCUAGAUCAGAUUCGAAUAGUUUUUCCAAAAGCCGUUUUUCCUGUCUGGGUUGAUCAGCAGACUUACAUAUUUAUCCAGAUUGUUGCCCUAACACCGGGCGCCGCUUAUGGAAGGCUGGAAACCGACAGCAGACUCCUAAUUCAGCCAAAGACCCGCCAAGCCAGAGAGAGUACAUUUUCAGAAGCAGGUAAAACACCUGGACAGUUUCAUAAUUAUGAAAGAGACCAAAAAGGAUUGACAAAAGAACUUCAAACCAAACAACCUCAAUCAAACACUGUAGGAGUCGCUGGGUCUAAAGAACGAGAUUCAGAGGAAAGGAUUGACUCAUCAUUUCUACCAAGCUUAUGGACUGUGAUAGGAAGCAUUUUUUCUUCGGGGUCUGAGAAGAAACAAGACACAUCCUGGGGGUUAACUGAAAUCAAUGCUUUCAAAAACAUGCAGUCAACAGUUGUUCCUCUGGACAAUAUUUUCAGAGUAUGCAAAUCCCAGCCUCCCAGCAUAUGUAAGGCAUCAGCAACUUCUGUGUUUCACAAACAUCAUGCCAUUCAUGUAUUUCCAUGGGACCAAGAAUAUUUUGAUUUGGAGCCUAGCUUCACUGUGACCUAUGGAAAGCUAGAGAAACUGCUUUCUCCAAAGCAACAACAAAGUAGAACAAAGCAAAAUGUCCUGCCACCUGAAAAAGAGAAGCAGAUGUCAGAGCCUCUAGAUCAAAAACAAGUUAGCCCAGACCAUAGUCACAAAGCUGGCAAGGCCUGUGUGCUAAAGGUAGUCUGGAAUGGACUUGAGGAACUGAAGAAUGCCAUUAAAUACACCAAAAAUUUAGACACGCUUCAUCUUGGGAAAGUCUGGAUUCCAGAUGACCUGAGAAAGAGACUAAAUAUAGAAAUGCAUGCAGUAGUCAGAAUAACUCCAGUGGAAAUUACCCCUAAGAUUCCAAGAUCUCUAAAACUACAACCUACAGAAAACUUAUCUAAGGAUGUCAGUGAAGAAGACAUAAAAACUGUGUUCUAUUCAUGGCUCCAGCAGUCUGCUACUGCCACAAUUCCUCUGAUAGUAUCAGAGGAAGAAUACAUUAAACUGGAAAUGAAAGAUGGGUUGAAGGAGUUUUCUCUGAAUAUAGUUCAUUCUUGGGAAAAGAAAAAAGAAAAAAGUAUUUUUCUAUUGAGUACAAAUCUGCUGCAGAAGAUGACAAUACAAGUCCUUCUAGAUCCUAUGGUAAAAGAAGAAAACAGUGAGGAAAUUGACUUUAUUCUUCCUUUUUUAAAGCUGAACUGCUUGGGAGGAGUGAAUUCCUUCGGCGUCUCCUCCAUGGAGCACAUCACGCACAGCCUCCUGGGGCGUCCUCUGUCUCGGCAGCUGGUGUCCCUUGUGGCAGGACUUAGGAAUGGGGCCCUUUUACUCACAGGAGGAAAGGGAAGUGGAAAAUCAACUUUAGCAAAGGCAAUCUGUAAAGAAGCAUUUGACAUAUUGGAUGCCCAUGUGGAAAUAAUUGACUGUAAAGCUUUACGAGGAAAAAGGCUUGAAAACAUACAGAAGACCCUAGCGGCAGCUUUCUCGGAGGCGCUGUGGCGCCAGCCCUCUGUUGUUCUGUUGGACGACCUGGACCUCGUCAUUGGCCGCUCUGCCCUCCCGGAACACGAGCACAGUCCGGAGGCCGUUCAGAGCCAGCGGCUCGCCCACG
Odocoileus virginianus texanus is the source of this 2088-nucleotide messenger RNA. The record is from RefSeq and is a predicted model, not a curated record. Lineage: Eukaryota; Metazoa; Chordata; Mammalia; Artiodactyla; Cervidae.